Messenger RNA from Sitodiplosis mosellana (orange wheat blossom midge), 1302 nucleotides. Its product is annotated as GPN-loop GTPase 2. Gene Ontology annotation, cellular component: cytoplasm. Lineage: Eukaryota; Metazoa; Arthropoda; Insecta; Diptera; Cecidomyiidae. The coding region runs from base 148 to 1065 and encodes 305 amino acids. The record is from RefSeq and is a predicted model, not a curated record. The transcript is spliced from 3 exons. Gene Ontology annotation, molecular function: GTPase activity.
AAGCCGACCGUCGUCUCACAGUCAGUAUAGGCUAAAAUCAAGUGCCACAAAUACACACCCAAACGCGUUUACGCACUUAUACACACAUACCAGAAAGCGACAAGAUAUGGUUAUUUGAAAGCCGCUAACCAAGAAGUUCAAUGAAAGAUGUUAGCACAACGAGAUAAUGUUUACCAUCGACAAAUUCGAGACCCGUUGUACGGACAGUUGGUGAUUGGACCACCAGGUAGUGGUAAAACAACCUAUUGUCAUCGAAUAAACGAGUUUUACAAGGAACUGGAGCGAAAUGUGGCUGUUGUUAACUUAGACCCGGCAAACGAACAAAUGAGCUACAAUGCACAAAUUGAUAUCAUGAAGUUGAUCACCGUUGCCGAUGUUAUGGAGCAUUUGAAGCUUGGUCCAAAUGGAGCUCUGGUCUACUGCAUGGAAUAUUUGGAGGAGAAUUUCGACUGGCUACUGAGUCAUUUGAAGCAAAGCUCUGCGAAUUACUUCAUUUUUGACUGUCCAGGUCAAGUGGAGCUCUACACACAUCAUCAGUCAAUGACACGAAUUUUCAAUCGCCUAAACUCUCUCGGGUAUUAUUUGUGUACCGUUCAGCUUAUCGAUUCACAUUAUUGUUCCGAACCAACUAAAUUCAUCUCCACUCUGUUACUGUCACUGAAUGCGAUGCUACAGAUGGGAUUACCCCACGUGAAUGUGCUAAGCAAAGCCGAUUUGCUCAAGCAAUUUGAAUCGAAAUUAGCCUUCAAUAUCGAUUUCUACACCGAGGUCCUCGAUCUAAAAUACCUGCUGGAAGCGUUGGACAAUUCACCGGGAAUGAAAAAAUACAAAAAACUCAAUGCGGCCAUUGUGUCACUCGUAGAGGAUUACAGUUUAGUUAGUUUUCAACCAUUAGAUGUAAAGCGACGAGAUAGUUUAUUGCGAUUGAAAAAUAUCAUCGACAAGGCGAACGGAUACGUUUAUGGUGCGGCCGAAGAGAAAUCGAUCAACGCAAUGAUGGCCUGUGCAGUCGGUGCCGAAAAUGACAAUGAUAAAUUCUCUAAAGAUUAUGAACCAUACAUGUAAUGCCAUAUAUUUGGUAGAAACAAACGAAUCGUUGUAAGCGGAUUGUGUUCCAAAAAUCAUACAGUGUUUAUUAAUUAUUUCAUUAAAAAUACAUUUUAUCUAUGUUCUAUGCAGUUCCUGUUCCUUUGAAGAAAAAUAAAACAAAACAAAAAAAAAAUCGCUCUUCAUGAAGUUAAUCGAAUGCCUUUUCUGAGUGUUUUUAUUUUGCUAAUAAAAAAAAUUAUAAUAUGGAAUUAA